AUGACAGUGAUGCUGGCUAGCCUUCUGUUGCUGAUCUCCACACAAAUGCUGGCUUCAUGUCAGCUCAUGAUGGAUAUGGCUUUGCAUUCAUUUGAUGACCAGUAUCUAGGGUGCAGAGAGCAGGUGAUGGAAGAACUGGAAAGAGGAGACUAUUUCCAAAAGGAAAUAGCUGCUAACAAGGACUACUUGAGUCUCUGGAAAAAAGCUCAAGAGGCUUUGUUAAAGAGCCCUGUAGGUCUCCUGAGAGAGAUGCAGGAGAGCCAUGCCAUAGUCCUCAUGACUUACACCAUGAACUCUUCCCUACACUCGCAGCUGAACUGGGCCACAUCUAUAGCAGGAAGCUCUCCAGAGCACUACAGACACAACUUCAGUUUCAAAUAUUUUCACUUUUACCUGACAACUGCUAUCCAGAUAAUGAAGCAAUGGCAGAGCAGCAAGGAGAGCACGGGGAAACAUAAGUGCUACCGGGUGCACAGGGGUGUAAAAGACUUGUAUAUCAAAGCCAUGGAAAGCAGCAAGGUGCAAUUUGGCCGUUUCACCUCCACCUCCCGCCUCUGGAAUGAAGCCCAGAAGUUUGGGAAUGAAACUUUGUUCACAGUGACCACUUGCCUAGGAGCAGCUAUGCAAGGCUUUUCUUACUACGUAUCUGAAAAAGAAGUCCUCAUUUUCAUGAGCCACAUGAUCCAGUUUUUUACUUCAAAAAAAGGUCUAAAUGAUUGCUCUCUUGGCUUUAUUUCAGCUUCAAGAAGCAAGAACAGUGGUUCCACUGCCCUCACCUCAGCCAUUCUUCCUCAUGUAGUUGGAGUUUUCAUGUGCUUGGCGCACAGUGACUGA
This is a messenger RNA of Melopsittacus undulatus (budgerigar), 834 nucleotides long. RefSeq names its product ADP-ribosyltransferase 4 (inactive) (Dombrock blood group) (gene ART4). NCBI's taxonomy places the organism in Eukaryota, Metazoa, Chordata, Aves, Psittaciformes, Psittaculidae. The transcript is spliced from 3 exons. The coding region runs from base 1 to 834 and encodes 277 amino acids. Gene Ontology annotation, molecular function: NAD+-protein-arginine ADP-ribosyltransferase activity; NAD+ poly-ADP-ribosyltransferase activity. The record is from RefSeq and is a predicted model, not a curated record.